AUGGAUGGAUCUUCGGGCAAAAAGAGGAGACGAAGCAUCAGUGUCAACGAGUAAGUUUACAAUGUAAUAUUGUUUUGCUAAUGCUGAGGGUAUUGUAAAAGAAUUAUCAUACGGUUUAUAUUUAUGAAAUCAGAUAAAUUAUUCGCAGCUUAAAGUGUACUGAAAAUAGCUGGGCUCGAAGGAAAGCCUCGGUAUAAUUUGGAACUAGUGCAUUCGUGGUCUAAAUUUAUUGGCGCGAUGGCUUGCAAAUUUAGCUGGUAAUUCACGGAAUGAAUUGAAGAGAUUUCACCAGGUUUCUCUACAACAAACGGAUACUGAUCAUGAGCUAAAUUUUAGGGAGUUUUCAACGCUAGCUUGGUAAACUUUCAUCUGUAAUCUUUAUUAUCAGCAGCUUCAAACUAUUGGAGAGAGAAGGCAAAUUACACUUACAGCUGUGUAUUACGCUCGUUAACGGAUCGGAAGUUGUCUUGACGGGAAUGGCUGUGGGCCAAGCUUUCCUCCGGGUUGUGGCUUUCCAGUGUUACUAACCUGUUUGCUCAAACAAUGAGGAAAUUUUGAGAAAGCGUUAUAUAAUUAUUAAGGAUAAGAGGUAGCAACAUCAACUGAAGUGAUGCCAUGAAAUCCGUCCAAUAACAGACCGGUUUAUUUUCCGGUGUGAAUUUCACGUGUUUGACACGACAUCAUAACAUUGUAGAAAUUUUUGUCAUUAGCGACGAAAUUGUUUGGUUUACACUUGUUUAAGAAAUGGAUUUAUUGAACUGUUAAGUUAUAGUUUGUAUGCUAACAUAAAUAGAUAAUUAUAGAUUAUCUAUACUUUUGCUGACAAUAUACAAGUGCCUGUGUGCAAUUCACGUGUUUGGCACGACUGUAAAACAUUCUAGGAAUUUCUGGCAUUAGCAAUGAAAUUUUCGGUUGCAAUUCGUUGUACAAAUCUAAUUUAAUUUAUAGAGUUUUCCGAUUAAACGGAAUUGGAAAUACUUUUUCCGCCUUGUUAGCCAGUUAGAUGCAAAGUGGUGUUUGAUUCAAUUUGCACAAUACAAUUGCAAUUGUUAUUCAUAGUUUAAAGGUAGUUAUUAUUCAUUCAUGAAAUAUUUCACCAAUUCUGAUUGGCUAAAAGCACACGCAUAAUUCACCAUAACCAGUCACUGAUGACCAAAUUUGGAAGAAUUUUGUGUUUAACAAGGAAAUGACAUCAAAAAUGCAGCCCGCUACAGGUUAAGGCACCAUUACCGAGAAGACCUGGGGACGAGGUUGAGUUGUUUUGGUUGUGAAAAAAAUGGCGGGCAUUUCACUCGUUUCAAGAGUAAGAACUACAGCUGGAACUAGGCAAAAUAAUAGCUAAAAGCAUGGCAAAAAAAGCAAGAAGACAGCUUGGAGGACGACAUCUGCUAUUUGUAGAAUAUUUGCGGAGCUGGACAAACCUAAAAGUACACUAUCAAAGAUGAGUAAUUUAACAUCGACGCAGGUAAGCAUGUUUCAGCUAUGUUUUUAAACUUGGAAUUAUAUUGAAUGAAUAAUAAAGCAAUAAAUGAAUGCGGCUUUUGUAGGAUAUGAAGUUGAGCAGAUCUUGGGGGAUGUUAUCUACCUUGGCCUUUGGCCUCAGUGGAUAACACCCUCCUCGAUUUGCUUAAUUCUUCAUAUCCUACUCAGCCUCAUUCAUUAAAUGCUACAUAAUUUGGGUUUUUAUGAUCACAAAUACAGAUGGUGGAAUGCAAACUUAUUUUUUCUAUAUAUCAUCUGCUUUAAACCAAACAAAGCUACCAAGGUUAGCAGCAUUAGAAAAUAAUGUGGUAGUAGAAUUUUAUUGAUAAGUAUCAAGAGAUUGUAGUAGUACAUGUAUGGCAGAGUAUAUGCCUCUACAUUACAGUGGAGUUAGUUUCUUAAGAGCACCUUUUGGCAAACUGGGUUUUGUGGUAAAAUAAAUAACCGUAAAUGAACAAGCCUGAAUUUUUAGGCAUGGUUUUCAAAUGCUUCAGGUUGAUAUUCAACUGCAAAGAUUGAAUACACAUUCAUCAAUCACAGGCAGCCCAAGCUCACUACAGGAACGUGGAUAUGACUCUUGCUUGCAAGCGGUGUUGUGUUACACAUGUUUUCUCAUAAAAAAAUAAUAUAAUAAUAUAAUUAUAAUAAUUAAUUUAAUACCGUAUUUAUUCGAAUAAGCGCCCAACCUCGAAUUAGUACCCACCUCGAAUAAGCGCCCAUCCUAAAGGCAGAAAAGGUUAAUAAAUGGCCAGCCUGGAAUAAGCGCCCACCCCCUCCCCCUUCCACUCAAACUCAAAUAAGUGCCCAUAACCAAAACCCACCCCGCUUCCCCCUCCCACCAAACAAAAAUGAAUAAGUACUAAUAAGAGACUUCCCUGAAGAUGGAGUUUUCUUCAGAGUAUUUUACAGAAACCUUGUUUUGUUACAUCUUCAUCUUUUGUUAUUACCCUUUAUUGAUUUGUAGCAAAAUAUACAUACUACACUUGCUGAAAAUUGUGAAAAUUUAAUAAGCGUCCAGCCUCGAAUAAGCGCCCACUCUCAAGGUCCAAUAAUUUAAUAAGCACCCAGGGCAAUUAAUAAAAUAAAUAUGGUUUAUUAUUAUAUCAUUUUGAUCUACAACGUAUGGAUGUUAUUUUUUUGUUUUAGAGAUGACAGUGACACCGAGACUAUUGAUGGGGAAGGAAGGUAUUAAUUUGAUCAUUAAGUGGUUUCCUAUGACAUGAGAAGAACUUUGUCUAAUGUAGUUUUUGUUCAUUUAUAUAAGUAUGAAUGUGCAGUGAUUUUGUUACCUCUGCAUCCUGCAUCCCAGAUUUAUAAAAAUCUCCAAAGACGCAAAAUAAAUCAUGGCAUGCCUCCCGUAGGAUGCAAAGAUUGAUUGAUCAAUCUGAACAUGUGUAUUUGUAGAAAUAUCCCAUUCGUGUAAUUUAUGUGGCAGUUAUUAUGGCUGUUGUUGAAUGAUGCUUAUUACUUUCAGCCUUUGUUGUGCUUUAAAAUAGAAGGACUAUAUUUUAAUUUCAGUGUACUGUAAUACAGAGUUUUGGCCAGGAGUCUUGUCUUCAGAUUAACUGUCUGGUUUCAUAAAGUCCCGAGCAUUUUCAAUUUCGGACUCUUUUUUUUUUGGAACUCAUUGGUUCUGGACUGGGACUCAUGAUUUUUCACACUCACCAUAACUAUUUUGUAACAAAGUCACUGAAUGUAAUUACCAUGGUACAUGUAACUGAGAGGGAGUUCAUAACAAAACUACUGUAGUUCAUUUUUGGUGAUCUUUUUCCAUUGGGUUGUAAUGUUAAGCUGUUGGCCCUGUCCACUUCCUCCUUGCAUGUCAAUAACAAGAUCAUGGCCGGGUUGUUCAAAGCAGGGUUAAGAUAAAUCAGGGUUAGUGCCAAGUUCCAAUUCAGAUUUGAACGCUUAAAAGGCAAAUUUAGUUUAAUUCUUUUUGCCUGCAAUGCAAUGAUGUGAUGCUGUAUAAAGAAUAGAGAAAAUUAUGCGAGAAAAUGCUUUUGAAAAGAAGAGCAAGAAACCCAGAUUAAAAUUUAAUUCCAGGUUGGGGCUAAUAUAAUUGGUCUUUGAACAACUUGGCCCAGGACAUAAAGACCCAUGAUGGCCCAGGACCAUUGUAUUUUUGCACCCUUAUAGAGAGUCAAAUAAAGGGAGUAAAGAAUGGCAGGGACCAACUGUAGGUGCCUGUUUUACUGAGGUAUCCAUCUUAUUGAGGUGUCCAUUAAGAGAAAGCCGACUGUUAAAAUAAAAGUGUUAUUUUUAUUGCUUGUUUCCUUAGGGAUGGAGAGGAUGGAAAGAAAGGGUGGCAAAAGACCUACACAAAGUGAGUUUUUAUAUAUUGUAUCUUUAUAUACUGAUGAAGCAAAUAUUAUUCUAUUUAUUUUAUAAAUAAUGUUAAUUUUAAUUAAUUUUAUAAAGCUUGCUUAAAAAAAUUAUUUAGUGCACUGGCCAAGAAAAAGAGGAAAAUAGUUUUUUUCACCUUGAAUGAAUUUAAUUCUCAAAAGUGACUCAUGUAUAUUUUUACAUUACUGUUUAACAGGCAGAAUCACAGUGAGAUUGAGAAGAGACGUCGUGACAAGAUGAACACUUACAUCAAUGAGUUAUCCAGUAUGAUACCCAUGUGUAAUGCCAUGUCACGCAAGCUUGAUAAACUAACGGUACUGAGAAUGGCUGUGCAGCAUAUGAAAACCCUAAAAGGUGACUGACAACAUCCCCUUAUAGGCUAUGAAAUUCCUCUUCCUCUUUGUUGCCUCUCUCUUCCCUCCCUUAUCUCUCUCUUCUCUUCCCUUCCCCACCCCACCCCCAUCAGCUGAUUUGCUUAUGGUGAAGAAUUUGAAUAGCCUCAGUUAAUUGACUAAGUCAUAAACUUUUUAGCUCUAAAGAAUAUGUCAAAUCAAGAUAUUUCAUAAAAGAGCCUUCAUUGUGUAAAAUACCAAAAAGAAAAUAUUAUCAUUUUAAGAGAAUUACCAAAAAUUAAUAUUUCUCCUCCUGUACCACUGUAGACUCAAAACUGUCACUUGCAUGUGUAUGUACAUUUUUAACAUAUUGACUUUGAGAGUGAAAAAAGUUUGGAGCUUAAACUGUCAUAGUUUCAAUAAAGUAAAGAGUUUUUUCCCAAUUAUUUCAAGGGGAAGAAUGGUGGUCAUGAUCAAUAAUUAUUUUGGCUGGGAAAGAAAUUUAUAGAAUCACAGAUACAGUACAUGUAACUGCUUCAGUUUGAAACAAACAGAUGUUUUGUCAGUUAAGUGUGUGGUCCUUUCUAAGUGGGGAGAUUAAUUUAAAAACUGUUUUUCACAAACAAGUGAAUAGUAGUAUUCUCUUUAAAUGCUAAAACCUUCAAGCUAUAAUGUCCCACUUGUAUUUUCAGGAGCCUUAGACCCAUUUACAGAGACGAACUACAAACCAUCAUUCUUGUCUGACGAGGACCUAAAGAAUCUUCUCCUUGAAACAGCAGAAGGAUUUUUAUUUGUUGUCGGAUGUGAUCGGGGAUGUCUACUCUAUGCAUCAGACUCCAUUCAGAAUUAUCUUCACCAGUCUCCUGUAAGUCAUCCUAAAUGCCGUAGUCUCUUUUAACUCUUUUGCAUCCUGCUAGCCGAGCCUUUCUUUCACUUGCUUGAUUUUGGCAUACUUGAGAGAGACUCUGUAUGAAUCAAGUAAGAUCUUUGUGGAACAAUUGCUGUUUGUUGCUGGGAUACAGUCAGAACUCAACCUUAACAGCUUUGCUCUUGUUACAGGGGGCUUUCAGUUUAUCAAUAAAAGGUUGCUCAUUUUCAGAAAAGGGUUUGAUGACAGAAAACAGAAUUGACUAGUCCAGAAGUUCAGGCUUUGGCGAUUCAAAGGGUUGACUUAAAUGAGGAUAAUCAUCCUUACCUUUUUUCCUUCUCACUAAAGAAGGCUCUGCUCACAUGCUGACUCUUUUGAGAUCAAAAGUGUGAAAAUGGGUACAAAAAAAAUUAUGAAAUAUAUCUAUCCACGAUGUGACAUGCCAGGCGUAGUUGUUAUGUGUUUAAGGCUUGUUUAUGUUACACCAUGCAGGAAAAAAAUUCUGUUUUAGAUUAGUGAAAAAAAGAAAACUGCUGUGUUGGAAAUAAAUAAGCAUUUAAUCAAAAUGAUAAACAACUUUCUUCCCAAGGGGUGCUGGUACACUUGAGUUCCUUACUGAUUAGCCCUUUAAGCCCUAAGAGUGAUCAGCAUCAAAUUUUCCUUGAAAUAUCAAUGCUUUGUAAACAGAGUGGUCAUGAGACUUAAGGACAUGAUCACACAAGAUGAUUAUUUGUUUGAUAUUUUAUCAACUUCUCCCCACUAAUUCUGUAGGAAAUGAAGAGGGGCAACAAAUGAGAAUUCAAAUUUUGAUCUCAGGUUGUAAAGGAUUAGAGGGUAUCAAGAGGAGGCGGGGAGGGGAUAUAUUAAUAAGUGGGAGUUUUUCUGGUUUGUUAAGUUUACUGUUCUUUUUGGGCUUAUUCAUUGCUGCAGACUAGAUAGUAAACGCCAUUCGCAAUUCUGUUCUAUAAUACACCCUUUUGUAUUUUCUUCUGCAGUCUGAUCUGGUGGGGCAUAGUUUCCUUGAUCUUAUCCAUCAGAAAGACAUCAGCAAAGUCAAAGAACAGUUAUCGUCAUCAGAUUCUACACCACGCGAAAAGCUUAUUGAUGCUAAAACAGGUCUACCACUCAAAACAGAGAACCAACCAACUCCAACUAGAUUGUGUUCUGGUGCUAGGAGGUCAUUCUUUUGCCGCAUGAAAUGUGGACAUAAAGGGUCGAAAUACAAAGACAAUAAUCAGGAGAAUGAACCCUGCCUUAUGAAAAGAAAAAACAAAAAUAAGCAAUCCAUGCAAGCAGAGAAGAAACCUUAUGUUGUGGGUGGGUACACGUUAUAUAUAUUGAUGAUGAUGAGUAGGAUGAUGAUACUGUAAACUUGUCUAAGACUGACACCUUUGGGCCGGACACUAAGGGUCUGUCUCUGAGCGUGUUGUCCGUCUUAUAGAGAGCCAACUAAAAGGAGUGAAGAAAGGCAGGGACCAACUCUAGGUGUCUGUUUUACCGAGAUGUCUGUCUUAUAGAGAGUUAAAUAACAGGUGUAAAGAAAGCCAGAGACCAACUCUAGGUGUCUGUUUUACCAAGGUGUUUGUCUUAUAAAUAGAGAGUCAAAUAAAGGGAGUAAAGAAAGGCAGGGACCAACUCUAGGUGUCUAUUUUCCAGAGGUGCCUGUCUUAUAGAGAGUCAAAUAAAGCAAGUAAAGAGAGGCGGGGAUGGUCUGUUCACAAAUUUGUUUAUAACUGGCUCUGAUUAUUUGCUUAAGAAAAUUCCUAAUGAAGUUUCUCGGAAAGUGACCAAAGUAAAAACAGCUGUGUUAUCCUUGUGCUAUUUCCUCGGUCUGUACUCUUGUAUAUGUAGACUUUGGCUCUGAGUAAUGUGCAGAUAGGAAAUACGUACUUCAUUGUCUCCUCCCAACCAUUAUGUUCUACUAAUUACAACACUUAACUUAGUACUAAUUACAAUGCUUGACUUCUUACUAAUUAUUGAAACAUUGAGCUGAGAAGCAUUAAUUUUACAAAAUUAUCUAAAGGCUGGUUUUUUAAAAGACAUUUAAAAUCUUGAACAGAAUGUCUUAAUUUUAAAGGAGGUUGUACAUGCAAAUUGUUGCAGAGCUUUAUAGUAAUAGUAAAAAGUUCUUUUUCUGGGGGCUGUUCUGAAAGGAGGGAUGUUUAGCUUUUGGUACUCCUAGUGUUCAUAAAUUAUAAAUUGGGUAGUAAGAUAUUCAGGGGCGUUACCGGUCAUGCGGUUGAAGGCCACUAUAGUUUGCGAAAGCUUUCAGUUUUUGUAGAAAACAUAUUAUUUAUGUAGCUCUCAAUAAUUUUGUUUCUUUGCUGGUUUAGUUCAUUGCACAGGAUAUCUUAAGUCAUGGCCCCCUUCCAGCAAUUCAUAUGAUGAGGAGGAUGAAGAAAAUGAAUCAAGAAAUCUCAGCUGCCUUGUAGCAGUGGGAAGACAAGAAAUAAUUUAUGAUGAGACGACUGAUUACUCACAACCAGGCAUAGCAAGAGAGUUUAUUUCACGGCAUACAAUAGAUGGAAAAUUCACAUUUGUUGAUCAACGGUCAGUGAAAAUAGAUGGAUGAUAAUAAUUGUAGUGUAUUAAAUUUAUUAGAAAGUUUGGUGAUUAGUAUUAGUGUUAAUAAACCUUUUUUUGGAUUUUUGUAAAAUUUAGAACAACAGCCAUAACUGGUUUUCUGCCCCAGGAAAUGAUAGGUUGUUCAGCCUAUGAAUUUUUCCAUCAAGAGGAUCUUAACUCCAUCGCUGUAACACAUAAAAAAACUCUGCAAGGAGAGACAGUAACGACACAACCCUAUAGAUUCCGAUGCAAGGGAGGACACUUUGUUCCCCUGAGAACAAAAUCAACAGCUUUCAGAAAUCCCUGGUCAAAGGAACUGGAAUUUCUUGUAUGUAAUAACAUGGUCAUCACGUGAGUAUGACUUUUUAUGUUUUCUUUGUCAUCAUGAACUUAUUUCGGGAAAAUAAUAAUUUGCCUUAAUUGUAAUAUUUGCCUGUGAAGCAAAGGGUGAAUUUCACAUUACAUCAAAAAACACCAAGGCUUUUACUCCAUGCACCCCUUAAGUCUACUGAUAAAAAAUUUUCUCCUCCUAAAGUACAAGGGAAAAGGUCAUUUCAAAAUGUGACAGUACCAGAUAAAUUUGUAGAAAUGCAGGAUUUUAAAUUAAAGAUUAAUGAUUUUUAGUACAUGUAAGUGUUUUUUUUUUCUGGCAAAUUCACAGUACAAAAUAAAUAAAUAAAAUACCUGUAUCUUAAUGGCACCCAAUUCCUGUUUAAGCUAAACUAAACUAAGUUUAAGCUAAGUUCAAGCUAAGUUUAAGCUCACUUAGAUGCUAUUGGUAGAAAUCUGCAUAAUGUGCAAUCUGCAUCGGCAGAUAUAUUAAUUUAAUUUGGAAGAAGAAGAAGAAUUCUGAGUCUAGAAAGCUCAGAAAAAAUUCCAAGCCCCAAGCGAGAAUCAAACUCAUGACCCUCCAAGUUCUAGUUCAGAUGCUCAAACCACUGAACUACUAGAGGCUCUAUGGCGAGCAGGGUCAAAAUUUAAUUAUAAAUACACCAGUCAUAGAGGACUGUAUCAGGGACUUGCUCAAAAUCGGCCGUCCACCAGCUUACAAGACCAAGACUGUGAGCUUAGAAAAAAUUCUGAGCUUCAGGUGAAAAUUGAACUCACGACCCUCCGAGUACUAGUUUGGAUGCUCUAGCCACUGAGCUACUACUGUUUUUCCCCUCUGAUGUCUUUUCUUUUCUUCCUAGGGAUUUGGAGUCACUUGGUGUACAGCCAACAGAAAUGCAUAGUGUUCUGCAGAUUACAGAUGGUUUGUCCUCCAGUGAUGGCCAAGCGCCAACUCGUGCUUAUCAGUCUGGGGUACAGCAAGUGGUGGAAGUGCUUAGAAAGAAAGCACUCAUGGAUCCAGGUAAAAAUUAUAACGCCUAUGUUCAUGUUUGGUGUCCAAAAAAUAGUGCCUGAGUACUGGUACAAAAACCGUGUUGUGUUCACACCUUAGGGAGCUUAAGCAACAACGACGGUGACAGCUAUGAAAACAUCACUUAAAAAAGAAAUCGCACUGCUUCAAACUUUAUCACGCUUAUUCCAUCUUGUUAAAUUUGGCAAAUGUUGGCAAUUUGUUCUAGAGUUGAAGUUUAAAGACUGUAUCGAAGUUCAGGAAAAGAAAAAGAAUGUCAUCGUCUUGUGUUCACAUCCUGCACAAAAUGUGAAAUUAGGCAUUUUCACGUCAUAGUCGUGCAGUGAUGGCAAAGAAAUGUACUAAAAAGCAUGAUGCACGUGCAAAGUUGUUGUUUUGCUAAUCUAAACCUGUUGCUUUUUUGCUGUUCUCAUUGAUGUUGCCAUUGUCGUUGCUUAAGCUCCCACUUGAAAACAUCAUGCCCAUGAACUGACACUUCUACAAAUAUAACCCCCCCCCCUCACCCCCACUUAUAAGCACCCCACUUACCAGUUAUAGGCUCAUUUACAUUGUACCUGUAAACAAAAAGAGAUGUCCAAUUAUAGUAAGUCCACCUUCAAAUGAAUUUGAUUUAUUAUGAUGUUUUCAAAUAAGUGCUAAAAUUUUAAAGUAGAAACUGUGUAUUUUUUUGUAGCAAAACCCGCCGCUAAAAAUAUUCGUCCAAGCAGCUCUGAUAGUGAUGGCACAAUGCCAACUGCUGGAGCCAGUCGUAUUGGUGCGUUAGUAGCGGAAGAGGUACAAACCCAGGAGGCACAUGACAGGUAUAUAACAGUGCUCCUACUUAGUUUGAUUUUGAAGUGUAGAUUAUUUGUAUUUUUUAAUACCCUGUUAUACAUUAAGCACUAUGCUGAUCAGCUGUCUGGGUUAGAUUAUUUCUAUCUGUGAUGGGGUGAUUGAAUCACACAUGCACCCCAGUCAAUUUUUUUUUAGACUUGUGCAAUGAAUCUUUCAGUUUAUUUUGUUAUUUUUUGAAGCACUACAGUAUGUAUGUUAAGAGAUUUUGUCCUUUACAUAAGCAUUCGGAAUAAUUAAUUAUUAUGGUAGCUACAGUACUGUUCAAAAGUAAUGACAGCAAAGUCCACCAUUUGUCCUUUGUUUUUGCAAAAGUGUGGUGCAAAAUUUCACUGAAUCAGCCAUGAACUUUUGUCAAAUUGCAGUUAUCAAUGAUAUUUUUUUGAAACUGUUUUAGUGCAUAAACUGUUAUUUAUGCUGCAGUGUGCAUUAAAAUAAAAAUAUGCUCCUUGUUACUUUGCAGGCACCCCAGCUCAAGAGGCCAUGGAACAAAUGAUGACAUCACAAUGGACAUACCAGGUGUAUUUUAA
Molecule: messenger RNA, 10311 nt
Organism: Porites evermanni
Lineage: Eukaryota; Metazoa; Cnidaria; Anthozoa; Scleractinia; Poritidae
Source: the annotation of a GenBank genome assembly